CCGGCAGCAGUUCUUGAAAUUCAAAAAAUUGGAGUUUUGGAGAAGAAGAAGGAAAAAAUGGAUUUUGAUGAUUGGGAAUUGAGUGCAGAGGAAUUGGAUAAACUUGAAAGAGAUGCCCUAAGGCAAAUUGCUGAGCGAAAUGCAUCUUCUUCUUCUGCUACGACGAGUUCCUGUUUGCAAUCAACUGUUUCGUCUCGCCUUCAAGGAGAUGGUAAUGGUUCUGGGGUUUCAUAUAAAAGGGAAGAUGUGUUCUCUGCUGCACCUAUAAUAAGACCUUCGUCAGGAUAUGAUAAGGUCUCUGGGAAAAACUCUGUUGGAAAUUCUGGGCCUCAUAAUGACAAUCACGUGAAACAGCUAACAGAAAAACGCUCGGUUAAAUUUUUUCUUCAUGCGAGUGGAAAUAUUGCAGCAAAGUUUUCAUAUGACCAGAUACUUGUUGAAGCUUGCCGUAAAAUCCCUAAAGCUAGUUGGAGUGCAAAAGAGAGGUUGUGGAUGUUUCCUUUGUCAUCGUUGUCUGUAGCAGAAAAAGUUCUCCAUGAAAUUUCUGGCUCCAAUCUAGAGUUGGAGAAUUUAGAUCCUCUGGUGCAACGUGCCAUUGCUGCUGCUUCUGUGAUGCCUGACCUUCGUGAUCAUUAUGAAUUUAUUCCAAAUAGUAUUGAAACAAAGCUUUUGCCUUUUCAACGUGAAGGGGUUAGAUUUGCAUUACAACAUGGAGGGCGUAUCCUGUUGGCUGAUGAGAUGGGACUUGGAAAGACUCUUCAGGCUAUCGCUGUGGUUUCAUGUGUCCGUGAAUCAUGGCCAGUUCUUGUUCUUGCUCCAUCUGCCUUACGGCUUCACUGGGCUUCGAUGAUUCAACAGUGGAUGAACAUUCCGUCAUCGGAAAUACUUGUAGUUUUAUCUCAAUGCAGCGGUUCAAAUAAGGGAGGAUUUAAAAUAGUUCCUUCAAACACUAAGAAGUCCAUUCACCUUGAUGGUGUGUUCAACAUAGUAUCAUAUGACAUUGUACCUAAGCUUCAAGAUUUACUUAUGGCAUCAACAUUUAAGGUUGUUAUAGCAGAUGAAUCACACUUCUUGAAAAAUGCCCAAGCAAAAAGAACCAGUGCUUCCCUUCCCUUAUUACAGAAAGCUCAGUAUGUGAUAUUGCUCAGUGGAACUCCUGCUUUAUCAAGGCCAAUUGAACUAUUCAAACAGCUCGAGGCCUUGCAUCCUACUGUAUAUAAGAACGUGCACGAAUAUGGCAACCGCUAUUGCAAGGGUGGCAUCUUUGGAGUUUAUCAAGGCGCAAGUAAUCAUGAAGAGCUGCACAGUUUAAUCAAAGCAACAGUGAUGAUUCGACGACUAAAAAAGGAUGUCCUUUCUGAACUCCCUCAGAAACGGAGGCAACAUGUUUUCCUAAACUUGGGGGAGAAGGAGAUGAGACAAGUUAAUGCUCUAUUUCGUGAGUUAGAGGUCAUUAAGGGGAAAGGUAAAUCAGCUCAGUCCGAGGAGGAGGCUAAUUCUCUCAAGUUUGCAGAGAAGAGCCUCAUCAGUAAGAUUUACACUGCCUCCGCUGAGGCCAAAAUUCCAGCAGUUUUGGAUUACCUAGGAACCAUGGUUGAGGCAAACUGCAAGUUCCUGAUAUUUGCACAUCAUCAAUCAAUGAUUGAUUCAAUACAUGAGUAUUUACUUAAGAAGAAGGUUGGUUGUAUUAGGAUUGAUGGCAGCACUCCAUCAGCAUUACGACAAGAUUUGGUGACAGAUUUUCAGGAAAAAGAAACAAUUAAGGCUGCAGUGCUUUCCAUCAGAGCUGGGGGAGUUGGGUUAACAUUAACAGCAGCAAGCACAGUGAUAUUUGCAGAAUUAUCAUGGACACCAGGUGACCUUAUUCAAGCCGAGGAUCGAGCUCACAGAAUUGGCCAGGUUUCCUCUGUCAAUGUGUGUUAUCUGCUGGCGAAUGACACUGUUGAUGACAUAAUUUGGGAUGUCGUUCAGAGCAAGCUAGACAACCUUGGACAGAUGCUUGAUGGCCAGGAGAAAUCAUUGGAAGUUUCGACUAAUCAGUCCCACAGCAGCCCUUCAAAACAGAAGACCCUCGACUCCUUCAUAAAGCGUUGUAAUAACUCACCUCAGGAUCCCAGCAAAAAACACUGUCGUGAUUAAGCCACUCAAGAACAAAUAUUAAACCCCCAUCUCUAUACACAUUAGAGGAGAUUGGAGAUGUGUAUAUUCGACUAGUAUAUGAUACUGUUUAGCAAGUAGUAUGGUGUAUUCCCUCA
Solanum verrucosum is the source of this 2255-nucleotide messenger RNA. RefSeq lists its product as uncharacterized. Bases 58 to 2139 code for a protein of 693 amino acids. The transcript has 24 exons. Lineage: Eukaryota; Viridiplantae; Streptophyta; Magnoliopsida; Solanales; Solanaceae. The record is from RefSeq and is a predicted model, not a curated record. Gene Ontology annotation, biological process: replication fork processing; DNA repair. Gene Ontology annotation, cellular component: nuclear replication fork. Gene Ontology annotation, molecular function: ATP-dependent chromatin remodeler activity; ATP binding.